AUGACAGCGUAUGCUUUCGUCUGGAUCACCAAGUACUACACCGACUACAAACACGAGCCUGUACGCACAUUAGCUCUUUCUAGCUCCACAGGACAUGGGACUAACAUUAUUGCUGGCAUCAGUUUGGGUCUGGAGUCCACUGCUCUUCCUGUCCUUGUCAUAAGCAUAGCUAUUGUUUCAGCUUUCUGGCUGGGUAAUACUUCAGGAUUGGUUGAUGAAACUGGAAAUCCAACUGGUGGGUUGUUUGGCACAGCUGUAGCUACCAUGGGAAUGCUUAGCACUGCAGCUUAUGUUCUCACCAUGGAUAUGUUUGGUCCAAUAGCUGAUAAUGCCGGUGGAAUUGUUGAGAUGAGUCAGCAGCCUGAAAGUGUUCGGGAGAUUACUGAUGUUCUUGAUGCUGUUGGGAAUACAACAAAAGCUACCACUAAAGGAUUUGCCAUCGGAUCUGCUGCACUUGCAUCUUUCCUUCUGUUCAGUGCUUAUAUGGAUGAGGUAGCUGCAUUUGCUCAAGCGCCAUUUCACCAGGUUGACAUUGCCAUUCCUGAAGUAUUUGUAGGUGGAUUGUUGGGCUCUAUGCUAAUAUACCUAUUUAGUGCAUGGGCCUGUGCUGCAGUUGGUCGAACUGCUCAAGAGGUGGUUAAGGAAGUAAGAAGACAGUUUAUUGAGAGACCUGGUAUCAUGGACUACAAGGAAAAACCAGAUUAUGGUCGCUGUGUAGCCAUUGUUGCUUCUGCAUCUUUGAGGGAGAUGAUAAAACCUGGAGCUUUGGCUAUCAUAUCACCUAUAGUAGUUGGUAUUGUGUUCCGGAUUUUGGGAUACUACGUGGGGCAUCCUCUACUUGGGGCUAAAGUUGUGGCUGCCAUGUUGAUGUUUGCAACUGUCUCUGGUAUUCUUAUGGCUCUUUUCCUGAACACCGCUGGUGGUGCUUGGGAUAAUGCGAAGAAGUACAUAGAGACAGGGGCUCUUGGAGGCAAAGGGAGUGACUGUCACAAAGCAGCAAUUACCGGUGACACUGUAGGAGACCCAUUCAAAGACACAGCAGGACCUUCUCUCCAUGUUCUAAUCAAAAUGCUUGCAACUAUAACGCUCGUCAUGGCUCCUGUUUUCCUGUGA
Messenger RNA from Ilex paraguariensis (yerba mate), 1113 nucleotides. NCBI's taxonomy places the organism in Eukaryota, Viridiplantae, Streptophyta, Magnoliopsida, Aquifoliales, Aquifoliaceae. The record is from the annotation of a GenBank genome assembly.